This is a messenger RNA of Eriocheir sinensis (Chinese mitten crab), 1592 nucleotides long. RefSeq lists its product as uncharacterized. Bases 15 to 1592 code for a protein of 525 amino acids. The transcript has 6 exons. Gene Ontology annotation, molecular function: zinc ion binding. The record is from RefSeq and is a predicted model, not a curated record. NCBI's taxonomy places the organism in Eukaryota, Metazoa, Arthropoda, Malacostraca, Decapoda, Varunidae.
UCAAUUCAUUCAAGAUGUUCUCUGUAGGAAAAAUGAAAUUAUUUCGCCAACAACUGAUGUGUCACCAUGGCAAAGAGACCCACGCGGGCAUCAAGAAGACCUACACAGGUUGCAAGGUGUUCAUGGAUGCUACCAUCCGGUUGGUUCAUGCAAGAUCUCCUGAAGAUAUAAGAAGUUUUCCAUGCUUCAUGAAGAUUACUGGACAGCAUAACCACCCCUUAGAUACAGCUGAUGUAUUAAAUCAGCUGAGAGUUUCUCCAUGCACCAGAGAGAUGUUUGAAAACUAUUUCAGACAAGGUAUGGCACCUGGACAAGCCUACAGGCACCAUUUGCUGAAGAUGGAACUCGACGAAGACUUGUACAAUCAAGCCAAGAAAUCAAUAAAUCCUUCUCCGAAGUCCGUCGAGUAUAUGUGGAGUACAUGGAAGAAAAAGGAACAUGGAGGACUGAAUACGCCGUCAAUGUUUGAUGCCAUCAAGACAUACGCUGAAAAAAAUCCGGACCUCAUUAUAAAGAUACACAAUGAAGGGAAUCAAUUUGCAGUUGUUUUGGUCACCCCAUUCAUGAUGAGGGCACACAAGCUGUUGCAAGAAGCUGGAGAAGUUGUAUUUGUUGAUGCAACAAGUUGUGUUGAUCAGGUCAACACAGCAGUGAUACCACUUCUCUGUUCAGGACCAGCUGGGGCUGUACCAUUGGCUGUCCUGUUCACCUCAUCUCAAGAUGAAGCAACACUAACAAAAGGAUUUGGUAUGGUAAAGGAGGCGAUUGGGGAGGAUGGAUUUUUUGGUCAAGGAGGUCCACAAAAUUUCAUGACAGACAACUGCAAUGCAGAAAGAAAUGCAUUGGCAGCCAUUUGGCCUAAUUCAAAACAAUACCUCUGCAUUUUUCAUGUUCUCCAACAAGUAUGGCGCUGGCUUCUUGAUUCUAAACAUGGAAUCAAUAAGAAUGAUAGACAAGAAUUGAUGAGUGCAGUUAAACUACUUCUUCAUGCCGAGUCAAUUGACAGAUUUGAAGAUCAACUGGAGAAAGUUCAGCACCAUCCUCUUCUUCAGAAAUAUCCCAAUUUCAAGAGCUACCUAAACACCUUGGACCAAAGAAGAGAGGAGUGGGCAAUUGCCUACAGAGCAGGUGCAUUGUUGAGGGGUCACAACACUAAUAACUAUUGCGAAUCAACAAUGUGCAUCAUAAAGGAUAAUGUCCUUAAUAGAUGUAAGGCAUAUAACACUGCACAACUUGUAAUGUUUAUGGCUGAAAUCUUCAACUCCUUUAUGAAACAACGGAUAGUGGAUGUAGCACUCAACAGAAGGCAUACGAAGAGAAUGAAUGUCACCAAACUGCCUUUAGAAAGUGUUGUACCCUUGGGGAGUGGGUUGUACCGAGUGGGAAGUGAAACUAAUCCAGGACAAAUGUAUGAGGUGGAUCUAAAUAUUGGUAUUUGCACGUGCACAAAAGGAAAUACUGGUGCAGUCUGCAAACACCAAGCUGUAUGUGCAGACAGUGAAAAUCUAACAGUUCCUCAAAUGCCUAUGCUGAACAGUAAUACCUCACCAGUUGGCAGUGUUGGCUCUAGGGCAGAAGGACGCCCCCAGUGA